This is a messenger RNA of Sinocyclocheilus anshuiensis, 1477 nucleotides long. RefSeq names its product gastrula zinc finger protein XlCGF8.2DB-like. Lineage: Eukaryota; Metazoa; Chordata; Actinopteri; Cypriniformes; Cyprinidae. The record is from RefSeq and is a predicted model, not a curated record. The coding region runs from base 11 to 1021 and encodes 336 amino acids. Gene Ontology annotation, molecular function: DNA-binding transcription factor activity, RNA polymerase II-specific; RNA polymerase II cis-regulatory region sequence-specific DNA binding. The transcript is spliced from 2 exons. Gene Ontology annotation, biological process: regulation of DNA-templated transcription.
UUUUAUAAAGAUGGAGUUUAUUAAAGAGGAGAGUGAAGAUGUGAGGAUUGAAGAAACAUUCAGAGUCAAACAAGAAGAUACUGAGACACAAACGGACCUGAUGCUGCUGAAAGAAGAGAAUGAAGUACUGAAUGAAAUGGAAGAGAAAACUCCGUAUGAGCAACAUCUUGAUUUCAUAGCUGGAGAAAAAUCUUUUAUUUGCUCACAGACUCAAAAGUCCAAAAAAAAGGGUUCUUCUCAAAAAAGAGCCCAAAUUACAGGAACUAGAAGUUAUUUCACCUGCCAAUUGUGUGGAAAAAGUUUCAAUAGAAAAGAAAGCUUUAAAGUCCACAUGAGAAUUCACACUGGAGAGAAGCCUUUCACCUGCCAACAGUGUGGAAAAAGUUUCACUCAAAAAGUAAGCCUUACAGUCCAUAUGGGAAUUCACACUAAAGCGAGCCCUUUCACCUGCAAACAGUGCGGAAAUAGUUUCACUCAGAAAGGAAGCCUUAAAGUCCACAUGCGAAUUCACACUGGAGAGAGCUCUUUCACCUGCCAACAGUGUGGAAAAUGUUUCAUUCGAAAAGGAGGCCUUAAAAGCCACAUGAGUGUUCACACUGGAGAGAAGCCUUACACCUGCAAACUAUGUGGAAAGAGUUUUACACAUAAAAAAUCUCUUAAUUCCCAUAUAAAAAUUCACACUGGAGAGAGCUCGUUCACUUGCAAACUGUGUGAGAGGAGCUUCUCGCGAAAAGAAAGUCUUAAGAAACACAUGAACAUUCACACUGGAGAGAAGCCGUAUGUAUGUUAUCAGUGUGGAAAAAAUUUCAGACAAAAACCAACUCUUAGUACCCACAUGAGAGGUCACACUGGAGAGAAGCCUUAUACCUGCAAUCUGUGUGGAAAGAGCUUCUCACAAAAAGGAAAUCUUACGAUUCAUAUGAGAAUUCACACAGGAGAAAAGCCAUUUGUAUGUGUUCAAUGUGGCAAGAGUUACAGAAGUAAAGUAAACCUUAAUUGCCACAUGAAGAUUCACUCGUGAAAACUGUUCUAAAUGUCUUCAGUGUGGAAAGAGUUUCAGAUACAGGUAACACCUCACACCAGAGAGAAAGCUUUCAGCUGCCCUCAGUGUGGAAAGAGUUUCACACUUGCUCCUCGUGGCUGCCGGCUUCACCCGGCCUCCUGGCUCUGCCCCCUCCACUGAUUCCAUCCGGGUUCCUGGCUCUGUCGAUUUCGCCCAGCUCCUCGGCUCCUUCCCUGCUAGCUACACCCAACCUUCAGGCUCUGGAGGCCUCGGGCUUCCCAGCUCUAUGGGACUCUGGGACUGUUUUUAAUGUGGAAUUAUAAAUUAACACAAGAAUACUCUACUAUUUGGUAACAAACACUUGAACAGUUCGCUUUAAAUUCAAAUAUUACUAAAUAAUAAAGGAACAUGAUUUAAAAGCAACAGGACAUGGUAAAAUCAGGAAUUACAGAUAAGAACACAAGUGUCAACUGG